AUUUUAUAUGUUUUGGAAAGAACGAUAAGUGCAAGGCAUUCCAUCAAAAAAGGAUCCAGUGUAGCCAAGUUCAUGCUACCGGAAACCAACGCAACUACAUAGCCAUUUUUCUUAUUCAGAUAGUAAGUUAGAAUAAUUAGACUUGGGAUAUCUCGUGAAUGAUUUCUUGAUGUUUAGUAAUUCUUUAUCCUUAAAAAGCAAAAAAUAUUUCUUUAGGAGGUGGGGUUUCUAGAGAAAUAUGACCGGCUAUACAUUUGAUGAAUAUAUCGCGAAGUUAUUAGUGGUAGAAGCCCAAAAGAAGAAUAAACUAAAUGAACGUGGGGAAUCGAGCUCUCAAGCCUCCAAUGCUCAAAAGCUACGGCCCAAUACAAAUUUUUUAAACAAUAUGAUGCGCAAUGUUCGAUCUCACAACAUGAACGUGGAAAAUAGAAGCGACGACGCUAAAGAGAGAUCCAGAAGAGCAGAAAAAGGAAAGCAACGGCGACGCGAGGUUUCGCCUUCUCCCAGCGGUCGAUUAAGUAGACGACGCGAUGUAUCACCUCCUCCCACACGAAAACGAUCGAAAAGUUGUGAGGAUGAAGAGAACCUUUCUUGUUCCCAAGAAAGGAGAGAAUCUGUUCAUGGAAAGCGUCAUGCUCGUCAUCGAGCUGUCCAUAAACCGAACUAGAUAUUCAUGAAAGGCUUGACUUGUUUACGGGAGAAUGGAUGGACGGGCUUUCAUGAGAUGAUGUGAUGUGUAAGUAAUUUUUCAUAUUGAAACAUACAUUCAAUGUUUCGCUUUAAAAACAAAGAGCAAAGACUACUUUGGCUCUGCAUUUACGGCUUUUAUUGUUUUCUAAUGGCUACAAAUACUAGGGAUCUGCAUUUUUCUAAUUUCGGGUUCAUAUUCACUUUUAUUUAUUAAUUGCCAAGUACAUUUCUGUGUUUAGGCUAAAAGAUAUCUGUAGUUCCCAAACGAAAAUAAGGCUAAAGAUGUUCAUACACUUUCACAUCCUCAACUUCCUUCUAGAUGAUUUUGGCGUUUGGAUUUGGGAAUUCUUUCAAGUUAACUAUUACAAGCUCAGUAAUUUAUUUGCUUUCUUUUCUUUUUUCGUUCCUUUCAACGCUACAAGUUAUAAAGUCACCGACGAAACUAGAUCAGGCAGUUCAAUGCUAACAAAAAAAAUGCUCAAAUGUUCGUUGAUAUGUA
Molecule: messenger RNA, 1189 nt
Organism: Schizosaccharomyces cryophilus OY26
Lineage: Eukaryota; Fungi; Ascomycota; Schizosaccharomycetes; Schizosaccharomycetales; Schizosaccharomycetaceae
Exons: 1
Coding region: 239-667 (142 amino acids)
Source: RefSeq, a predicted model, not a curated record